Messenger RNA from Leishmania major strain Friedlin, 1824 nucleotides. Its product is annotated as putative kinesin. The coding region runs from base 1 to 1824 and encodes 607 amino acids. NCBI's taxonomy places the organism in Eukaryota, Euglenozoa, Kinetoplastea, Trypanosomatida, Trypanosomatidae. The record is from RefSeq and is a predicted model, not a curated record. Gene Ontology annotation, molecular function: microtubule binding; microtubule motor activity; ATP binding. The transcript has a single exon. Gene Ontology annotation, biological process: microtubule-based movement.
AUGUCGCGCACGCAGACAAGCAGCAAGUCGGUGCCGAAGAACAUCGCGGUGUACUGCCGCGUGCGGCCACCUGUGCCGAAUGAGAAAGGGCACACCUUCCAAAACAUCAGCUACGAUGACAGCGACAGCCGCGCCAUCGCCGUGGCCCGCAAGUCCGGCACGAAAGCACUCGAAAAGACGUACCUAUUCAACCGCGUCUUCAGGCCAACUGCGACGCAGAAGGAUGUGUACGAGACCUUCGCCAAGGGUGCCGUCGACGCUGCCUUCGAUGGCCAGCACGGCGUCCUCUUUGUGUACGGCCAGACCGGCUCUGGUAAGACCUUUACGAUAAGCAACGAUGAACCGAAUAACGAGGGUGUGUUGCAGCGGUCCAUGAGGGAUAUUUGGAACAGGAUCGCCAGCGACACGGCCAAUGACUAUUCGUGCAGCGUCAGCUACGUGCAGCUCUACAACGAAAUCCUCACCGACUUGCUGGAUGAUGCGAAGGGUAAGGUCCGUAUCCAGAUGGGCUCGGAGGGCCGUGGCGACGUUGUGAUGGUGUCCGACAGCACCGGGAUGGCAAUUGAGCGGGAGGUAAAGGACUACAAGAGCACCAUGGCCUGCUUCCAAGUGGGCCUGGCGCGGAAGGAGAUGGCGAGCACGUCUAUGAACAGCACAAGCUCGCGCUCCCACACCAUCUUUACGCUUAACAUCGUCAAGGCGAAGAAGGUCGUUGCCGUGACCGUCGGCACUGAAGCGGAGGGCCCGACGAUUGCACUGGAGGGCCGCCUGGUGCUGUGCGAUCUUGCCGGUAGCGAGCGUGUGAGCAAGACACAUGCGGAGGGCAAGACGCUCGACGAGGCCACGCACAUUAACCGCAGUCUUCUAACCCUUGGUAAGGUGGUGACUGCGCUGACCGAUAACGCCCAGCACGCACCCUUCCGUGAGUCGAAGCUAACCCGCAUUCUCCAGUACUCGCUGAUGGGUAACGGCAACACCUCCAUCAUCGUCAACAUCAGCCCCUCCGACGACAACACGGAGGAGAGCUUGAGCGCCAUCUUGUUUGGGCAGCGCGCCAGCCAAAUCAAGCAGGAUGCAAAGAGACACGAGGUGCUGGAUUACAAGGCGCUGUACAUGCAGCUCAUGGCAGAACUGGACAACAAAAACGACAAGACGCUGGAGGAAGCACUGGAAGAGGAGCGUGGCGUCUACGAGGAACGCAUUUCCGCCCUCGACGAGGAGAUGAAGUUGCUGAGCGAUGAGAACGCGAUGCUGCGCAACGAGAACAAGCAGCUGCGCCAGUACGUGCCGGCUGAUCGACUGAAGUUGAUUGACGAGACACCAUCCAGUGGAGUGUCUGGUGCCAAUGGUGAAGUUGUCAGCGGAGGUUGGGCCAAGGUCAACCAGGAUUUGCGGAAGUUAGUGCAGCAACGUGAUGAACGGCUGAAAGUCAUCAGUGACGAGCGGGUGCGCCUCGCACUUGUGGUGGCUGAGGAGAAGCGCAAGUGCUUCCAGCUCGCACAGAAGAUGCGCUCCUUCGCCAUGCGCUACAAGAUGGAGCGCGAGCAGUCGACGCAGCGACAGGAGGAGCUGUGCACCGAGCUGGCGACCCUUAAGGGCACCGAUUACCUCAGCGCCGUCGGCAGCUUCGACGCCACGGCGAGCCCGGGCAGCCCGAACUAUCCUCGUGAAAACGAAGAAUUCAACGACGCUGAAAGUGCUCAGGCGCAGAUCCGCGCGUUGCGGGCGGAGCGCAUGGAACUCAUGGUGUACCAGGCAAAGGCGGCCAAUGCGAUCCGCAAGCUCGUGAAGGAACGUGACGCUGCGCAGCGCAAGGUAGCGUAA